AGUGCAGAGAUUUCCGCCGAGACCCCCGUCAGGCUGUCAGGUGACCGGCACGGAUGCUGUGACAUCACCGCCCCCUCGACCGACUGUCAGCCCUCCGCCGUUGCCAUGGCAACGUCGGCAACGGCCUGCGGAGCCGAGGCUGGCGACGAGACGCCUGCAGGAGGAGGAGGAGAGGCAGCAGGAGAAUGCCACACCGGUCUGGGCUGCAGGCGCUCCAGCUCGGACGCGGCCUAUGAGCUGGCUGAGACGGUGAGGGCGCAGCGUGAGUGUCGUCUCCGGCCCCACUACAGCGACCCCAUGCCAGCCGACGCCUCCAAGCGCAAACAGCUGGAGAUGAAGAUCGCUGCCGCCGCCCGACUCCACGGCCACCGCCGGGACCGUGACAGAGACAGUGCUCCUGCAGCCAUUCGUGGUCGCUCAGAGCCCCCUGGUGAGGAGCGUCAGGUGGGUCUGGGUGUGACUCGAUCGGGGCAGCACCGCUGGAGCACCAUCAGUAGUCUGAGCGCUGACAGCGGCGUGGUGGGUCUCAGCGACGAGCGAGAGGAGGAGGACAGCGAGCCUCGUCGUUACCGCAGAACCCGGGGAGCUGAUGUCGAGCGGGUGGACAGCGGAAUCGGCCCGGGGCUGUCCCGCACCUGGAAGAGACCGUCCGCCUCGCUCAGGGCCUGGGAGGCCCAGAGACCCUGCCCGGACUGCGGACUGAGGGAUGGGGCGUCCAAAGAGCGAGGAGAGCGCAUGUGUGAACGUUGCUCCAAACUGCGCACGGAGCGCAAAGAGGCCAUCCUGGAGUUUCUGAACACGGAGUCCAGCUACGGCGAAGACCUGCGGAUCAUCAGGGAGGAGUUUUACUGCCCCAUGCAGAGCGCCGGGCUGCUGACGGCUGAGCAGCUCACCGUGGUGUUCGGUAACGUCCAGGAGCUGAUAGACGUCAACGACCGCUUCACUGAGCACCUGCAGGACAGCAUCGACCAGGCCUUCGACCAGGGAGACGAGGAUCUGCUGACGGUGUACAUCGGAGAGAUCUUCCUGGAGUUCGUCAACAUGCUGCCCGCCUUCCAAACCUACUGCCUGCAGCAGUCCACCUCGGUCAACAUGCUCAACACGCUGGAGAAGGAGAAGGAGCUGCUCAGAAUCUUUCUGGAUGUCUCCCAGAACGACAAUACAGCACUGCGCCGUAUGAACCUGCGCUCCUUCCUCAUGGCGCCCCUCCAGCGGGUGACCAAAUACCCGCUUCUAUUGAGCCGCAUCAUUAAGGUCACACCCGAAUGUCACCCCGACUAUGCACGUCUCCGUGAGGCCAAGAGUCGGGUGGAGUCCCAUCUAGAGCACAUCAACAUGAAGACUAAGCAGGAGGGCAACGGCGUCACAUGGUCCCUCCGGUCAUUCCGAAGAGACAGCCGCAAGAACCGGGAGGUGAUAAACAUCGAGAUGCGGGAGGUGUCCAUGAAGACGGUGGGCUGGGCCCGAGAAAACACCCGCUUCGUCAUGGAGGGACCACUCCAGCUGUCCCAGCCGGCGGAUGGUCAGUGGGUGAGGAAGGGAAGCAAAGCCCUCAAGUUCCAGAAUGUUCAGAGUCUGCUGAUGGUGAGGACACAGCGGGUGGGUGAGGCCCCAGGACCGGGCACCGACCUGGGGGCAAGGGGAGAUCAGGUGGAGGGCGGCGGAGAGAGCAUUCGAGACGGAGUGCUGGUUCUCAUCAAGGACAAAAGCAGCGGGAAGUUUGCGGUGCUGAGAGAGCCCAUCCGUCUGGGGAACUGCGUGGUGUCUGCAGAUCCCGACUCUGAGGACACGUUCGAGGUGCUCGAUAUCCGACGGGAAUCAUUUGUUUUCCGCGCCUCGGACAAAUCUCGCACCCAGCAGUGGUUCCAUCAGAUUAAGAGGUACACUCGAGACUUAGGGACCUGGAGGAAAAGACGCAACGCUUUGCCCAACAUCAUGAUCAACACAAACCAGACCCGCUCCUGAGACCAGGCAUCCCCUCGGCUUUUCUUUUUCUAACACUGUAAAUAACCUGGAAUCCUUCAACUGCAAAAUCAGCCAAACAGCAAGAAACACUUGAGUGAGAUUCCAGUAAAAAAAAGUUUCAGGAGGAUAUAGACGGAUAUAGCACUUUUUUUCCUUACAAUGCUGUAAGUGCACCACCAUACUGUCAUGAAGUUUGAGGUUUUGAUUUAAAGCCGUGACGUAAAAAAAAAAAAUCAAAUUCUCGGACAACCAAAAAAACUUGGGCUGUCAGCCUUGAUUGUAAAGACUGUUUUGCUCUGGGAGAAAAAGAGCUGAGUUACCAGUGAAGGUGUGUCUGUUGCACAGCAUGACUGAACAUGACUGCAAAAAAGAAGUUUCAUUUUUUUAUACGAGACAGUUCGCGGUGGGGAAAAACAUGUUUGUUUUGGUAUGUCAUGGUGGAAAUGUGGUACAUGAGCAUUGUUCAGUGGUUUUCCGUUUGUUGUACUGACCUCUCCUCGUCUAUCUGCCGCCACCUACUGUACGUCGGCGGUAGAGCAACUUUCACUGCCAGAGAUGCAGUUGAGCAGAGCCUCUUCUAACGCGCUGAACGAACCUCCUGUAUCACUGUGUCCAAACGAGAACUCACACAACAGCAAUAAUAUCUGCCACUUUCAAAAUAAGUAGCUACUGUAUUUGUGUUUUAAUUUCCCAGGAGUUUCUGUUUGGCAUUCAGGUGGUGAUGCUGCUUCUGGCUGAGUCGGAUUCAACCCAAGUCUCAAAUCUGUUUGUCUGCAUCUUUACUGCUUCCCCUCUGAGGAACUCUCAUUGGAAUUAAGAUCAUCUUAGUGCCGUGGAAGCAGCUUGUGAGAAGUUUAGUCUCCUUCGUGUUAACAUCUCGUCAAAUAGGUCAAACGCUUCACCGUCCCUCAGUGUGGGUUCUGUGCCCAGUUUUCAACUUUGGGUUUCUGGACAGAUUAAUAGAUGUUUAUUCGUCUGGUCAAACACAAAAUUCCCAAAAGCCAGUCUUCUCAUUUGAGUUUUUGUUUGCAAUUUGAAAAUUUACACAGAGAAGAAGGAAACCAUUCAAAAUGUCAAAAAAUCUUACAGUGUUAAAGAAAGAGAUAAAAGACAAACCCCACCUCUUUGUUCAGGUUCAUGUGAAAACGUAACGAGUUCAUGUCCCAUCCUUCCUUCAAGCUUCUCGGAAUUCUGAUCGGUAACUUUCACGUUAUCCUGCUGACAAACAGACAAACAUAAGCUCCUUGGCUGAGAUAAUUAAUCACUAGUCAGCACUUGUGACUUGGUGUCAAUCUCCUAACUUCAUGAAUAAAACAGGUUUCCUGACCAACUCAACUCAAAAAUGUCCGAACCCUCUCGUCACGACAAGGUUUGACCAUGUGACCCAUCAAUGAGCUGUUGUGCCUUGGUACUUGAUUACUGUUAAGCUACAGCUGACUGUCACAGUAGCUUUGACCUGAGAUAUGGACUAGACUGCCCCCUGCUGGCACUCGGUUGAGAUUACUAACAAAGGCAAUAUAAGUGUAUUCCUCUGACAGUGCUUGGCUGCUGAUAACAUGCGAUCACCUGAUCUUCUCUUACUUCCGUGUGUUUUUACGUGUUUAUUUAUGAAGGCUUUAUUUUGUUCAAUGCACUUUAUUAUUAUCCAGUAGUAGAACAGUAACUGUUGGUAGAAAACAUAAUAAGCAGUCCUGUUAAAUCACAAUUCUUCAUAUAAGGAGGAACCUAGUUGACUGAAGCUGAUUUCAGUCAUCAAACCAAAACCACUUUUUAAGACCGAUGCUGUUUUCUGUUUUUAAUAACGUAGCACUAUGACAGGUAGGGAAUCACUGUUCUAUGGAGGGCAGGGCUGCUCAACUCCACACAAACACUCCUGCGCUGUUGGAGGACGCCGGUUCAGAUUUACAAAUUGUAAAAAGACGACUGAACUGCGUACCAUUACUUUCCUUUCCUCAUGUGCAUUUAAAAAGGCCUGAUGUAUUAUUUCCCCCAAUGAAUUCUAUUAAAAGUCUUUAAACAAAA
Paralichthys olivaceus (Japanese flounder) is the source of this 3987-nucleotide messenger RNA. Lineage: Eukaryota; Metazoa; Chordata; Actinopteri; Pleuronectiformes; Paralichthyidae. The record is from RefSeq and is a predicted model, not a curated record.